UGAAAGUGCACGUGCCUCAGUUAUCUAAAGCAAAGACCGAUGGAACACAUGGUAAAGACACAGUCUAGUGAUCUACCCUUCUUUAGCGCGUGUGAUAGCGUGUUCAUUUGUUCACUUUUUCAGGGGAAUUUAUUAAUUUUGGAAUUCGACUGAUCAUGAGAUAUUACUUCAUUCUUUUGCUUUCCUCAACAAUAUUCUGCUUCACUGAUGUGGACGUUGUUCAGGAAGAUGUAAAAAUAGUUCGAGCUGGAGAAGAUGUGAAUCUUACUUGCAACUUUUCAGAGCUUCUGGACUCAACAGUAUGGUUUAAACAGACAGCUGAAAGAAAAUCCUUACAAAUUGUAUAUUUAUAUCGUGAACAAGCCACCUGGAAUAAGGACUUUGAGAAAAUGAAUCGUUUUAAUGUUAUCAGAGGGGAUUAUCAUUUUAAUCUGACCAUUUUAAAAACAAAGCCUUCAGACUCAGGAACAUAUUACUGUGUAGUCGCAGCAUAUUGGAAAAUUGGAUUGGGUGCAGGAACUAGAUUACUUGUCAGAGAUGCAGCCAUAGCACAAACAACUCUUCAGCAGUCUUUGAUAGACACGCUUCAUCCAGGAGAUUCUGUGAAUUUGCAGUGCAGCAUCUUCACUGAGAGUUGUGCAGGAGAACACAGCGUCUACUGGUUCAGACAAAGCUCGGGAGACUCUCAAGGAGUCCUUUACACCAAAGGAGAAAGAAAUGGUCAGUGUAAUAAAAGCAGUGAGUCUCAAACGCAGAGCUGCGUCUACAAUCUCCUCAAGGGCAACAUCAGUGACUCUGACACUGGGAUUUACUACUGCGCUGUGGCCGCAUGUGGAGAGAUACUGUUUGGAAAAGGAACUCAACUAAAUUUUAGAGUGAGUGGUGAUGUGAAUCCAACUCUUGCUCUUGGAAUUUUAAAUAUCAUAUUUUUGGCUCUUGUUGUUUUUCUGGGAAUAAAACUAUGCAGGGGUCAAAAUAAAGUGUCCAUGCCUCAAGAGAAUCAAAAUGAAGACACCAUGAAUUAUACAGCCAUUAGUUUUGCUCAGAAACCUCUGAACACUAGAAGGACCAAAUCAAAGAUCAUUCAGGAGCAAUCUGUGUACGCUCAGGUCAGAUCACAGCAGUAACAUCCAGAGCUUUAGAGGAGCAUUUACCUUCUACACAAAUAUUUUCAUCAUGAUCUUAUAACAAUUUGAGGUAAAUAUAUUUAAUUUGGUUGAAUAAUUUUGGUCAUUUUUACUCUGUUUAAUGAGUUUAUUGGUUUUCUUAGGUUUUUUUUUUUUAUGUUUUGUUGUCUGUUUGAUUUUUGCCCUUCAACUGUGCAGCACUUUGGUUAGCCUUGUUGUUGUUAUUAAUGUGCUUUAAAAAUGAAAUAAAAUAACUUGAUUUUGAAUCUAUAAUGCCUUUAAGGAUCAUGUCCUUUAUUACAAGCAAGUGUUAUCUAAGUGUUAAAAUGAAUGGUCUGAAAGUGUAACCUCAAAUAACAGUAUAGCUAACAAUGUCAUCACAAUACGGACUGCAUGCUGAUAGCUGCCGGUGGCCAUAUUUUAAUGUAUUUAUAUUUUAAAGUGUUACUUUGGCUUUGUACUGUGUAUUGAUAGCUAUGAAUUUGUUAGGCAUGGUAAGGAUAAGGAUAAUUGUAAAAGAAAAGUAGUGAAGUAGAAAAGUCUAUUUUUGUAAAUUAAUGCAUGUAUGUUGUUAGACUCUGUGUUCUUUUUGAACAGCUUUGUAACUUUGUGUUAUGAAAUGUUAUAUUUUACAGUUUACUUCUGUGUAUGCUUCAUUAGCAUCUGCUAAAUUAAUUUAAUAGCCUGUUUAUGUGGAUAUGCAUUUGUUCAAAUGUGUUUUUUUUAUUUAUUUUUUUUUAUUUAUUUUUUUAUGUUGCAUUGUUUUAUUCUGUUAACUCAAAUGAUAGGUCCUAGUGCAUGUAAAAGGUAUACUUUCUCAGCAUAAAAUUACUUAGCAUUUAGUUAGUCUUUAACAAGAAUUGUUUUAAAGACAACUUGCUGAAUGCUGAAUUCAACACAUGGUCUCUACUGCCACCUAGUGGUUGUAGAUCAUUGGUAUGAGAUCUGGGCUCCCCUUUUUUAUGCCCUUUUUAGGCGAGAGUAGGCAGCUGCAGUGAGGGGAGGAGAGGAAAAAGUGCAGCCAAGACAGACAGUUCUCUCCUCUCAUAGUGGAUCAGACACCUACGAGAUCAAAGGCGGAUAUCUCAGGAUAUACACUCAUGUGCUGUGUAAUAAACUAGAUGUAAUUUAGGUUCUGUUGCUUUUAUAUGAAAAUAAAUGUGAUGAACAAGA
This is a messenger RNA of Ctenopharyngodon idella (grass carp), 2300 nucleotides long. RefSeq lists its product as uncharacterized. Lineage: Eukaryota; Metazoa; Chordata; Actinopteri; Cypriniformes; Xenocyprididae. Gene Ontology annotation, biological process: response to bacterium. The record is from RefSeq and is a predicted model, not a curated record. Bases 156 to 1127 code for a protein of 323 amino acids. The transcript has 6 exons.